Bufo bufo (common toad) is the source of this 3204-nucleotide messenger RNA. It is a transcript of the gene FES, whose product is annotated as FES proto-oncogene, tyrosine kinase. Lineage: Eukaryota; Metazoa; Chordata; Amphibia; Anura; Bufonidae. Gene Ontology annotation, molecular function: ATP binding; non-membrane spanning protein tyrosine kinase activity. Gene Ontology annotation, biological process: chemotaxis; regulation of mast cell degranulation; cell adhesion. The record is from RefSeq and is a predicted model, not a curated record. The transcript is spliced from 20 exons. Bases 239 to 2707 code for a protein of 822 amino acids.
CGCCACAGUGUGUCAGUGAAGUCACUCAGCAGGAGCAAGGGAAGGAAGAAGAGCGGGGACGAGAGGGUUACACGAACUGCCGCCGGACCUGCGGAGACCCCACAGCCGUCCGACCCCCAGGAAGACCGCAGCUAUGGCUUACACAGGGCGCAGGGCUUAGUGCCGGGCUGGGGGUGGGGGUUCACCUACACAGUGAACUUGACUGAUCGAGAAGAGGCAAUCAGUAUAUUUAAUAAUUAUGGGGUUUGCAGCUGAGUUUAGUUUCCCCGACGGACACAAUGCUUUGCUUCGCCUGCAAGACUCUGAACUGAAACUGAUGGAAUGUAUGAGAAAGUGGAUGAUACAGCGUACAAAGAGUGACAGAGAGUAUGCAUCACAGCUUCACCAGAUGUUCACCCUGAUCGAGAAGUUGGAUCAGUCACCAAUCCCGGGUCUGUCAGACUACUCAAGUCAGCUGAGUCAGGCCUGGUCUACAAUGGUGACCCAGACAGAGAACUUGAGUCACAUAUUACGGAACCACUCGGAGACUCUACAUUCAGGGCCUCUGAAGAAGCUCACAGAUCUUAUUCGGGAAAAACAGCAGCUGAAAAAGUCAUAUACUGAACAGUGGCAACUGCUCAGCCAGGAUUAUUUGAAGACGACCCAACAUGAGACUGAAAACCUAAAGAGUCAGUAUCGUAGUAAAGUAAAAGAUACAAUACAAGCCAAGAAAAAGUAUCAGGAGGCAAAUAAAGACAAAGAGCGAGACAAAACUAAGGAGAAAUAUGUAAAGAACACUUGGAAACUACACACUCUCCACAACCAGUACAUCUUGGCGAUCAAAGCUGCUAAGCUGCACCAGGAGCACCACUACAGUCUGAGCCUGCCCACCUUACAUGAGUCCAUGCAGACCAUCCAGGAGAAGAUGGUGUCAAUCCUCAAAGACAUCAUGGAAGAAUACCACAAAAUCACAAGUCUUGUACAAGAGGAAAUAGCAGCUCUUCAUCAUGAGAUAAAUGAUGCGAUACUAAGCAUCAAUCCAUGCCGAGAGUAUGACUACUUCAUCCAGAUGAACAGGUCAUCAGAGAACCUACCAGCCAUGGUAACCUUUGAUACGAGUUUACUAGAGGAGACUGACAACCUGGAAGAAGAGGAACUUCAGCUAAAUGAUCUGACUUUAGAGAAUGUUCAGCAUACGUUGACAUCUAUUGAAGAGGAGCUUGCAAUGGUCACAGAAACAGUUAAUAUUAAACAAGAGGCCAUAAAACUGCUACAAAAUGAAACUGCAAAUGAAGAAACAAGUAACGUAGACCAAAUUAGUCUCCUGGCCAAAUAUCAGUCUCUUCAGGAUGCCAUUUUGCAAUAUAACAUGUCGCUGUGUAACAAGGUCAAGCUGCAGGGUCAGAGGGACAUGCUGAAAAAGAAGAUGAAUGAGCUUGGAACCAGAGAUCCCCCUCCAGCACUUCAGCUACAGGAUGAUGGACAGUCUAUUUGUUCAAUUGACAGGGAAAGUGGUAUAAAUCAAACUCUGGAAAACAUAAAGAAUCACAUAUCUGGAAUUUUUCGGCCCAAAAUUUCUCUACCACCACUUUUACCAUUGGUUCCGGAAGUCCAGAAGCCGCUAUGUCAACAGAACUGGUACCAUGGGGCCAUUCCACGAUCUGAGGUCCUAGGAUUGUUAACAAACAAUGGGGAUUUCCUUAUUCGUGAAAGCCAAGGGAAGCAAGAAUAUGUGCUGUCUGUACUGUGGGACGGACAGCCGAGACAUUUCAUCAUUCAGUGUAUUGAUAACCUGUACAGACUGGAAGGAGAAGCUUUUCCUACUAUCCCAUUGCUAAUAGACUAUUUUCUCAAGACUAAGCAAAUGAUCACCAAGAAGAGUGGUGUUAUAUUAGGAAGAGCCAUUGUAAAGGAUAAAUGGGUGCUGGAGCAUGAAGAAGUUAUCUUGGGAGAAAGGAUUGGACGGGGUAAUUUCGGGGAGGUGUUCAGUGGACGUCUUCGUGCUGACAACACACCAGUUGCAGUGAAAACGUGCAGAGAAACUUUGCCGCCAGACUUGAAGGACAAAUUUCUGUCAGAAGCCAGAAUUCUGAAGCAGUAUAGCCAUCCUAACAUUGUCAAACUAAUUGGAGUUUGUACACAGAAACAUCCAAUUUAUAUUGUCAUGGAGCUAGUACAGGGUGGAGACUUCUUGACAUUCUUACGGAAUGAUGGUUCAAAACUGAAAACAAAGGAGCUAAUCAGAAUGUCAGAGAAUGCUGCGGCGGGGAUGGAAUACCUGGAAAGCAAGCAUUGUAUUCACAGGGAUCUUGCAGCACGCAAUUGUCUUGUGACUGAAAAAAAUGCCUUAAAGAUUAGUGACUUUGGUAUGUCAAGAGAAGAGGCAGAUGGAGUAUAUUCAUCCACUGGAGGAAUGAAACAGGUUCCUGUUAAAUGGACGGCACCAGAAGCGCUUAACUAUGGUCGAUACAGUUCAGUAAGCGAUGUCUGGAGUUUUGGAAUUUUACUUUGGGAAGCAUUCUCUCUUGGUGCAGUGCCAUAUACAAAUAUGAACAACCAGCAAACUAGAGAAUCUGUAGAACAAGGAAUCCGCCUCCCUGCCCCAGAGUUGUGUCCAGAUGACAUUUAUAAGCUGAUGCUGCGGUGCUGGGAAUAUGAUCCGAGGAAACGUCCAAACUUUGGCACUGUGCACCAGGAACUUAUCAGUAUCCGCAAGAAACAACGAUAAUGUCUUUACUUAUUGACUAUAAAAGGAAAGGAUGCAGUUAUCUUACUGGUGUGACUUACUGUAUGGACCUACAAGAAGUAAUGAACAGGGGCAUUAAUACUGCUUUGUACAGAUAUGUUAUUCUCCUCACUCUUCUCAUGGGCAAAUAUGUCACUAGACAUCUCCUUGUUAUCCUAGCAGCGUCUGAAAAGCUUUUCUUUAGUGGUUCAAUGCAUCCUGCAUCAGGAUUACUUUAAGAGGUACACAUAAAAGCGUAUCAGAGCUGAGUUUGUCAUUGAGCACAAUUCAGACUGUCCCAAUGUGCUAUUUGUGGUUUUACAAAGAACUACAGGUAAUCUUGCUUAUUAUGAAGCACACACAGUACUUACAGUGCAGCUCCAAAGAGUGAAAUAAUAGGAAUAAAAGAAAAUAUUUUAAUUAUCUAUAUGCAUAUUGAAGGAAGACAUUUAUUUAAAGUGAUCAAUCUGUCCAAUUGACUGUGUUUCAAUAAAUAUUGG